AUUUAAAGAAGCAUUACCUUCACAAAUUCAAGUGUGUAUAUACAAGUGAUGAAUUGUAUAUUUGACAAGGCAUAUAGUCGACUCCAAUGUUGACUGUCGAUACUAGCAGUUAUGAAUUACUUGAAAUAAUUUGACUCACCGAAAAUUUGUUGUUAUAUAUCACGAAUAUUUCUCAUAUCAGACAUCUUUUCUGCCCGCAAAUGGCGGCUGUGUUGCAGUGCAUUGUGGGAUGACCUCAUUUCCUGUAUUUAGUUCGAAAGAGAAAAUGGCAGCGUCCAGCGCAGGCAUGGAUCUGGAGGAGACACGAAGACGACGUAAACAUGGAAUGUUGAAAUUAUAUUAUGGGAUGGAUGAUGAUACAGGGCAAACCAAUGUGGACCCUUGUGAUAUCAAUGGGGCUCACUUCAAACCUGAGUUUUACCUCAAUAAGCUGAUAAAAGAGAAGAGAUUAACUGAGUUAAUGGGAAGAGAAAGUGAUAUGGUUAAACAGAUAAAGUCAUUGGACAGUGACAUGCAGACAUUGGUUUAUGAAAAUUACAAUAAAUUUAUAAGUGCUACAGAUACAAUCAGAAAGAUGAAAAAUGAUUUUAAGAAGAUGGAAUAUGAGAUGGAUGGUCUUGUGAGCAACAUGACUAAGAUUACAUCAUUUAGUGCCAGUAUAAGUAAUACACUGCAGGACAGAAGACAACAAAUCAACAAGCUUAGUGGUGUACAUUCCCUGCUAAAGAAG
Molecule: messenger RNA, 730 nt
Organism: Saccoglossus kowalevskii
Lineage: Eukaryota; Metazoa; Hemichordata; Enteropneusta; Harrimaniidae
Product: vacuolar protein sorting-associated protein 51 homolog
Biological process (GO): Golgi organization; retrograde transport, endosome to Golgi; endocytic recycling
Cellular component (GO): EARP complex; GARP complex; membrane
Source: RefSeq, a predicted model, not a curated record